AAUGGGUGCGGGGGUGGGGCCCGCAGCGGGUCAAUUGGCCCGGACGGUACCGGACGGUACCGAGCCGUACCGGGAUGGGGCUGCCGGCGGCAGUCCGGGACCGGGUGGCCGCGGUGCACCGGGGCUCAGCGCUGCCCGAUCGGCUGCGGCUCUACGACGGCUGGGCUGCCCGCUAUGAGCAGGAUGUGGCAGCUCUGGAGUACCGGGCACCGCAUCUCGCCGCCGCCUCGCUCGCCUUCGCCUUCCCCGCGCCGCACGCGGAGGCGCGGCUGCUCGACGUGGCCUGUGGCACCGGGCUCGUAGCGCGAGAGCUCCACCGGCGCGGGUUCCGCUGCCUGCACGGCGUAGACGGCAGCGCGCCCCCCCUGUCCCGGGCCGGCACCGGGCGGGGGGAGCCCCGGAGGGUCCCCCCGGUGACGCCCUGUGUUCUCGCAGAGCACUACGAUGCCGUGACGCUGGUGGGGGCCCUGGGCGAGGGGCAGGUGCCGAGCACGGUGCUGCCGGAGCUGCUGCGGGUCACCAGGCCGGGUGGCUUCCUGUGCCUGACGACGAGGAGCAACCCCUCGAACCUGCGAUACAAGGCGGAGCUGGAGGCGGCGCUGGGGCAGCUGGAGCGGAGCGGAGCCUGGCAGAAGCUGCUGGCCCAGGAGGUGGAGUACUGGGAGAGGGCUGUCACCGAGGAGGAGAGCACCCAGGGCAACGGCUACAUCUCCGGGGUGGUCUACAUCUACCAGAAGUGCCCUGUCCCCCACCUCGAGGAGGGCUGAGAGCAAGCGCGGCUCUGGAGGGGGCGUGAGCACUUGACCCCUUAAAAACUGAGCCCAGUGACCCCCUCCUGCAGCAGGGCAGCUGCUGGAAGUGACAGUAUUUUGGGGGAAUUUCCCUAUUCCUUUCCUUGGUUCCUUCUCACCAAGUUAAGGGCUUGGGACCCUUGUCUGUUCCUCAGCAUGGGAAGGGUCUCUGGGAUCACCAGGGACUCCUGGUGACCUUUAGCCCUGACAUUCAGGUAUUGACCCCAACACCUCGACACUCGCCAUGACAUUUCACUGACCCACAUGGCUGUUCUGAGGCAUGUCCCGUCUGGGAUGUCUUCUCCCCACCUCGCCCAUCUCAGCACUCGUGGCCAAAGUCUGGAUCCUUCUUCAUCUCCCACCCCCAGAGUCUUUACCUGGGGACUGUUGGAGGUGGGUUCCCACCACUGUAUCCUGUGGCCUCCCAUACCUCAUCCUCCCCAGAGACUGACCCAGCCUUGAGGUGCAGGAGCCUCCACAUCCAGAGUCAAAGCAGCAAGGCCAAGGUGGCUCCCAGCUGGAGAGGCUUUCCAAGCACCACAUCUGCCUUUCAUCCCAUAAUAGCUGCUUGAAUCUCCCAUUUUCCCACAGCUUUGUAUUUAAUGGCCUGGGCGGGGAAAUGAGUUUGGAAGGGAUUUGGGGAGCUGGUGGCUGCUCCCCACCCAGGAACCACCCAGCACUGCCUGCCCAGCCUGUUCCCCCAGCCCCUUGCUGGGCUGCCUCCACAAUUCCUCUUCCACUGCUCCCUUGGGAAGUUUUUUACCCAAAUCUCUUGCUGGAAUAUUUGGGUUUUUUCAUUUUUCCCUUCCCUGAGACCUGUUCCUGCUCAUCCUGUUCCCGUGUUCCUGGAGAACAGGUUGCAUCCUUCCCCUCAGGAGCUUUCCUCAGUGCGAGGCAAUGGAUGUGUCUGUCCCUGUCUCUCACCCAGGGCAUCCCACAUCUUCCACACUCACCCUCCCCAUGGCUCUUGUCACCCUUCUUCUUUGUCCCCCAUGUUUUGGAGUCCCUGUGCCCAUCAGUAGCUGUCCUACUGCUCCCUCCCCAUUUGUCUCCAACACUGUCUCCUGGGCAGCUAGGGCUUGUGGCUGUCCCUGGCCCUGCACUGGCCUGUUCAAUAAAUCCUGUCUCUGCUGUC
This is a messenger RNA of Ficedula albicollis (Collared flycatcher), 1926 nucleotides long. It is a transcript of the gene METTL27, whose product is annotated as Williams Beuren syndrome chromosome region 27. The coding region runs from base 75 to 767 and encodes 230 amino acids. NCBI's taxonomy places the organism in Eukaryota, Metazoa, Chordata, Aves, Passeriformes, Muscicapidae. The transcript is spliced from 6 exons. The record is from RefSeq and is a predicted model, not a curated record.